UGUAGAUAUACAUAUUUUGUUCUUGAUGACCUGAUCCAUUUGAUACUCUUUUGUUUUCUUUUGUUGACUAUCUUGGGGUUAAUUGAUUAGUCUCCUCCCCAUCUAUACUUAUCCUCGCUGUCUUCCAUGACGGUUACUAUCGACCUUCCAACACACUUAAUUCCUGUAUAGCAAUAUUUCACCCAUUUCCCCCCAUUGUAUUCCCUCACUGGCUCGCAAUCAUGGCGCCCCAUCCCCAUCACAAGGGCGGGGAGCACUCUCCCAAGCAACACCGCGUGGGAGAGCACUGGAGCGGUGCCAACCCCGUCCCCACAAUCAGCAAAUUCAUGGAGCGUCUAGAGACAGACAAACAAGAACGAGAAGCACACGCCGCUGAAGUGUCCGCCCGACAUGAGCAAAGACAGAUGGAUCGCACGGCAGCGGAAGCCGGUCCGCAUCAACCGCGCAAGAGGCCCAAGGGCAAGACCCGCAUGGUAACCGAUCCGACGACGGGGCGAGAUAUUGAGGUGGAGGACCAAGAUGAGGAGUCAAUGGAGGUGGUCAAAAAUCCCAAGCUGGUCGUUCCGAAUGCCAACCUCGGAAAGCCCACGCACGUCAAAACAGAUCCAAAGGACAGCCUUUCGCAAUACAAGGAGAAUCAGGACAUCACGGCCCCCCCGGAUCCCAUCGCAGAGGGCACCACGUCUGACGUGCCCAUCCACGGCGAGAAAACCAACAUCCUAUUCCAUCCCACACCGACCGUCAGCUAUAGGCCGAUGUUUGAUAAGCUUGAGAAACGUGGUAUAACAUUAUGCGUGGGCAUCAUCUUCAGCGUCGUCGUCCUGGGUCGCUACUUUGGCGGCUCAUUGUGGGGGCUACUCGCUCUGGCGUGCUGCGUGGCUACCGGAGUAUGGCUGUGGGUGAAAGAGGUCAUUCGCAGCGGCCGGGAGAUGGAAUGGAGCACCGAGUUGAUUCGAGGGCAGAUGGCUACGGCAAAUCUACUUCCCGAGUCGGUGGAAUGGAUCAACACGUUCAUGGGCGUCAUCUGGAGCCUGGUCAACCCCGAGAUGCUGUCCCCCGUCGCCGAUACCAUCGAAGAUAUCAUGCAAGCGUCCGCACCCGGUGUGGUCGAGAACGUGCGAAUCGCGGAGAUCGACCAGGGGAAUAACCCCUUGCGCAUCCUCAGCCUGCGUGCCCUACCGGACGAACACGUCGAUCACAUCAUACAAAACAUGCGCGAGGAGAAUAAGAACAAGGACCCCGACGAGGCUGCCGCCCUGGAAGAAGGGGGCAGCUACUACAACCUCGAAGCCUCGUUUGCAUAUCACGCCAAGCCCAGCGGCCAGUCUGCGUCGUCUAAGGCACGCAAUAUGCACAUGGAGAUCGUAUUCUACCUCGGCGUCCGGGGUCUCUUCGGGGUUCCCUUCCCCGUGUUCGUGGAGUUGAUCGAGAUGGUUGGCACGGUGCGCAUCCGGUUCCAGCUGAUGCCCGAGCCGCCAUUCAUGAAGGACAUGACCUUCAGUCUCGUGGGCCUUCCCCACGUCAAAGCCGGGUGUAUGCCGAUGGUCAAGGGCGGCGUCAACAUUCUGAACCUCCCUCUGAUUUCGAAUUUUGUCAACUACGCCAUUGGCACUGCGUGCGGGCUGUUCGCGGCCCCCAAAUCCAUGACCAUGGAUCUCAGCUCCAUUCUCAAGGGCGACGACAUCCUCAAGGAGACCGAGGCCCUGGGCAUCAUGUGGGUGCGCAUCCACCGCGCCAUUGGACUGAGCAAGCAGGAUCGUCGCGGCAGCUACGGCGGCGGCAGCGACCCCUACAUCAACCUGUCGUUCUCCAAGUACGGCAAGCCCAUGUACUGCACGCGGGUGAUCUGCGACGACCUGAAUCCAGUCUGGGAGGAGACGGCGGCGCUUCUGGUCACGCCGGAGCUGAUCAAGGCGGACGAGAACCUGAGCGUGGAGCUGUGGGACUCAGACCGCAACACGGCGGACGACGUCGUCGGCAAGGUGGAACUGCCCAUCCGCGAGAUGAUCCAGCACCCCUGCCGCAUGUACCCACAGGUCUCGAAAUUGCAGGGCCUGAACGAGGGCAGCGAGAUGCCCGGGGAGCUGCAUUGGGAGGUGGGAUUCUUCGGCAAGCCGAAGCUGCGGCCGGAGCUCCGGACGGACGGCAAGAAGAAGGACCUGCCCGCGAACCUGCAGGGCAACCCUCAGUUCCAGGACCCCAAGGGCGUCAUCAGUACCGACCAGGAGGAUGCCGUCGUGCACACGCCACCGGACCCGCUCUGGCCCAGCGGCAUCCUCAGCGUCGUGGUGCAUCAGAUUGUCAAUCUCGAGCUGUCCAACAUCAAGGGCAGCGAUGGCAACCGGAAGGGCAAGGAUUAUGAGCCCGCCAAACCAUACGGAGAGGCUACGGAGGAGCAGGGCAGCGAUUUACCAACCAGCUACUGCAAGAUUAUCCUCAAUGACCAGCUAAUCUACCGCACUCGCGCCAAAGCCGUCAGCUCCAAGCCCAUCUUCAACGCCGGAACCGAGCGCUUCGUCCGCGACUGGCGUUCAGCCAUCGUGACCGUGACCGUGCGAGACCAGCGCUACCGGGAGCACGACCCCAUUCUAGGCGUGGUACCUCUCCGACUAACCGACCUCCUGCGUACCAGCUCGCAACUCACACGAUGGUACCCCCUAGACGGAGGAAUUGGACACGGACGGAUCCGCAUCUCGCUACUCUUCCGCCACGUGGAAACCCGUCUACCCCCACAGAUGCUAGGCUGGGACGUAGGAACAUUCGGGAUCGCAGGGGAAAAGGUCAUCGCGCAAGGAUUUGGGCACAAAGCCAAGAUCAACCUGCGCACAACCGGCAGCAGCAGCAAGAUCAACAAGCACGUAUGCACAGUCGACUCCAACAACAAUGCCGUCUUCGACCUCUCAAACGAGACCUUUCGCAACCAGCUCCGCCUCCCCGUCCGCCACCGCUACCGCUCAGCAAUCGUCUUCGAACUACACCACCCAGGCAAGCGCAGCGUCGCCGGGUAUGCCGUCCUCUGGCUACAGCACCUCGUCGACAACCAAGACACAGCGGUCGACAUCCCCAUCUGGUCAACGCACAACGGCAAGCGGCUCACGCAGAACUACGUCACGGAAGACAACUGGGAGCAGAAGCGCUCGCCGGGGCUGGAAGACCUGCAGCAGAUCGGCCGCCUGCAGUUCCACGCGCAUUUCACACCCGGUAUCGACGAGUCGCACGAGCAGUUCAUCGUUGAUAACCACUCGCGCGAGACCUUCGAGACUUGGGAAGCGCUUGUCGCCGAGGGCGUGCGUCCGCACCGUAUCACCUCGUUCGUCCCGCGGGACAUCGAAGAGCUGCACGAGCGAUCCCUCGUCGAGGGUCGCGACAUCCUCCGCCAUGCGAGUCCCGACGAGCGCCGUCGGUGGAUAGACAAGCAGGGCCAGGACUGGAGCGGCUGUUUUGGCCAUGACCCUGCUGCGUUCUUCGACGCUGAUCACACUGACGAUAACCUCGUCGCUAAGGGUCGUGACCACCACCAUCAUGGCCACAGUCGCCAGCCAACGAGUAGCUCCUACAACAGCAGCGCCGCGCGCACGUCCUACUCAUCCCAGGACCCAACCCGCGAAUAUCAUCAUCAACAAGCGGACGAAAACAAUAUCCACCACCAAGACCAAUACGUCACAAACCUCCAAACCAACAACAUCAACAAUCGCCCAACGAGCGCCCCAACCAGCUCCCCCCAAUACCAACAACCGCAGCAACAACAACGAACCUCCCUCGACAACAAUGACAACUAUGCAGAAGACAGACGCCCCUCAACGGCAAGCAGCAUAGCCGACUCAAGCAUAGCCGACUCCAGCAUAGCCGACUCCAGCACCAGCACGGCGCCGUCAAAAAAGGCAGUGCGCCGCAGCGAGCAGCGUCAGCAGCGCGGCCUGAUGCAGUGGAAGCCAGUGCGGAACGCGGCGUUUGCGCGCGACGAGGCGAAGUUCGCGCUGCGGAAGGUCAGACGGAGGUUUUCGGGGGAUUUGGUGGGGAGAGAGCCGGAUGUGGAGACUGAGACGGGGUAGUCACUGUCUCUUUAGUUUUUGAUUUUUUAUUUUCUUUCUUUGUUUGGUAGUUGGUUUGGGCUGUUUUUUUUUGUGGGUUGUUUUGGGGGUUCUUGGUUUUUCUUUUGGUUUUGUUUUGAGGAUUGUAUGUAUGUACCCAUCUGUAUACUAUGAGUUAUGUGGUAGGAGUGGGUUUGUUAUUGAUUACUCUGUAUGUAUGUGUGCGUGUAUAAUAUUCACAAUAUCAUGUAUAUCUACCUCAGUAGUA
Molecule: messenger RNA, 4299 nt
Organism: Aspergillus candidus
Lineage: Eukaryota; Fungi; Ascomycota; Eurotiomycetes; Eurotiales; Aspergillaceae
Product: C2 domain protein
Exons: 5
Coding region: 222-4052 (1276 amino acids)
Molecular function (GO): lipid binding
Source: RefSeq, a predicted model, not a curated record